AUGCCAAGGAGUGAAAACGUUACGUCGCAGAGUGGUCAAUUAUGUCGACUUCAGACAAGCGCAUCAUUCGACGAUUGGACGAAAUUCUCCACGGUCACCUCCUGCCGAGGAACGACGGGAAAACUGUUUCGAGGCUCCAAAGUCGGUGGCUUUAUCGAAGUCUCGCGCGAAAAGCUACCGGAAAGUGUGCACCUCAAGACGCUCACUGUAUAUCCGACCGCUAAAUAUUUAUCCGUGACUGUCUGUGUAACGUAA
Molecule: messenger RNA, 255 nt
Organism: Akanthomyces muscarius
Lineage: Eukaryota; Fungi; Ascomycota; Sordariomycetes; Hypocreales; Cordycipitaceae
Exons: 3
Coding region: 1-255 (84 amino acids)
Source: RefSeq, a predicted model, not a curated record